This is a messenger RNA of Megachile rotundata (alfalfa leafcutting bee), 1113 nucleotides long. Its product is annotated as upstream stimulatory factor 1. Gene Ontology annotation, molecular function: RNA polymerase II cis-regulatory region sequence-specific DNA binding; DNA-binding transcription factor activity, RNA polymerase II-specific; protein dimerization activity. The record is from RefSeq and is a predicted model, not a curated record. Lineage: Eukaryota; Metazoa; Arthropoda; Insecta; Hymenoptera; Megachilidae. Gene Ontology annotation, biological process: regulation of transcription by RNA polymerase II.
UCUGUAUUAUUAAGACACAUUAUAUAUAGAAAAUACACUGCGGUAUAAAUACUAUGCUGUGAUCGUGUGUACAUAAAAUAUCAUUGAUUUAAAAGAAUUUGUUUUGUGAAUGAAAAUGGAAGUUUUGAGUCAUUUUGAUCAUAUCGACGAGAGUGUGGAUGAGAAUACAAUUAGCAAUGACAAUGUUGGCGUCGUUCUAGAGGAAGCAGAAAUAAUAGAUUGUGAUACAGAAAUAGAAACUGUCACAGAAGAGGACAAUGUGCAGUAUCAGUUAUGUGAACUGAAUAGGAAUGAUAAUGCUGUAGCAUAUCGUGUAGUACAAGUUGGUGAUAGUCAUGCAACUAAUGCUGAGUUGUCGUUGGCUGCCCCUAUAAAUAAUGCUGUUCAAGUUUUAACAUCUCCAAUAAAUGGCCAACUUUAUGUACUUAGCAAUGGUAAUGAAGUAGUUAACACAGAUUCUACAAGAUCAGUUACACCACGAGUCAAACUUCAAAUAGAUAAUCCACAAAAUAUUCUUACCAGCAUUAAAAAGAGGGAUGAAAGGAGAAGAGUAACACAUAAUGAAGUUGAAAGACGUCGUAGAGAUAAAAUUAAUAAUUGGAUUGCAAAGUUAGGAAAGCUUUUACCAGAAUGUGAACAAAGUACAACAGGAGAUGCUGAGGUAAAAACAAAUUUUGAACUGCAGAGUAAAGGAGGAAUUUUAGCAAGAGCUUGUGAAUAUAUUACAGAAUUAAGAGAUGUGCAGGAAAAUCUUGCACAAAGUUUAGAUGAAAAUGCUCAAUUAUUAGAAGAAGCCAAAACCUUGAGACAAGUAGUGAAUCAAUUGAGAAAAGAAAAUGCUGAACUAAAGGCACAAAUACCAACUGGUACAACUUACAUACUUGGUACUUAAUUUCGGAUAAUGCAUAUAAUAGAUAUGAAUAGAUACGAUUUUUCAUGAAAUAAUUUGUCUGUCAGUACGAUUUUAUUUAAAACGACGUGUACUUUCAUUGUAAGUACUUGGAGUAAUAUGUGGGGAACACGUACAGUUUAGUGCAAUAAAGUAAUAGUAAUAUAGUAAUUAUAAAAUGUUUAUUUACAUAUAUUUAACUGAGUAAAUAUUUAUAUUUUGAA